AUGGUGGAGUCACUCGAUCCCACUAAGGGCGCGGCAUCCAAGGGCGCCGAAUUCAAGAGCAGCAAACCAAAGGGGGGCAAAUCCAAGGGCGGACACGGCGGCGGCGGCGACGGCGGCGGCGACGAGGACGAGGACGACCGCGGCGGCGACGCCUUCGCGCGUCUGCGGCGGCGGCUGGCCAACGCUGACGAGGUCGUGGCGCUCGCCACCGCCCUGCCCUCUGUGGGGUUCCAGGGCGCGCCAACCUUGGACGGCGACGACGGCGGCGUCGGCGCCGGCGCUGGCUUAGGGGAGGCCGAGGGUGCGUCCGCCGCGAGCUUCGGUGGCCCCGACGGCCCCGACGGCAGCGGCGGCGGCAGCGGCGGUGGCGGCGGCGGCGGCGGGCGCGCGGCGCCCGUCGGUCUGGGUCCAUUGAAGUGGUUUGCUGACUACUGCAGCCUCGCCUCAGGGGAGGACGGCGGGGACCCGCGGCCCAGGGUCCAGCUGAUGACGCUCCACGCAUCCAAGGGCAAGGAGUUUGAGGUGGCCGUCAUCGUGGGCAAUCUACCUGACCGGUGA
Messenger RNA from Monoraphidium neglectum, 558 nucleotides. RefSeq lists its product as hypothetical. Lineage: Eukaryota; Viridiplantae; Chlorophyta; Chlorophyceae; Sphaeropleales; Selenastraceae. The transcript is spliced from 2 exons. The coding region runs from base 1 to 558 and encodes 185 amino acids. The record is from RefSeq and is a predicted model, not a curated record.